UAUUUAUCAAACCCUUCGCUCAAAUGCUCAAGGCAUAUAUAUAUAACUCUCUAAUUUCGCCAUUCAAUUUCAUUCGAUCACAUCCUUAAACUCACUCUCUCCUCACUUCCUCCCAUCUCGUUUAAUUCGAACAUGAGUUUGAAGGAUUCUGGUGAGAAAAAACUGUUGAAACUUGGGCCCUUUGGAUCAGAAACCGGAGGGGAAAGUUUUGAUGAUGGAGCUCAUUCAACAGUCAGGCAAUUGGUAAUAUCUCAUUCAUCGAACAUUGACUCCAUACAGAUUGAAUAUGAUGACAACGGGAGCUCAUUUUGGUCAGACAAGCAUGGUCAUGAAGGCGAUACCUAUAUUGACACGAUCAAACUUGAUUAUCCGUACGAAUAUUUGAUUUCAGUUCAUGGAAAAUACGUUAAGUUUUGGCGGUUCCCAACCUAUAUUUGCUCCCUUACUUUUAGGAGCAACAAGAAAUGUUACGGACCAUAUGGAGAUGAACUGAUGAAGGAAACCUGGGAAAGUAUUUUUCAAUCCAAGCACCUGGGAAUAUGAUUGUCGGCUUUCAUGGUAGGGCUUCCAUUUUUAUGGAUAUCCGUGCAAUAGGAGCUUACCUUAAACCCCUUGAUCAUUAUCAGAAUGAAAAGUACAACCCCUCUAAAGUUCUCGAGGUCGUGCCCGCACUACGAAAUCCGUCAAGGCCUCUACGUCAAGCUAGAUAUCCUUCUCAGACCAAGCUCAGAAACACACACGAUGACGACGAAGAAGAUAACAAACAAUUAUCAUGCAUAAUUGCCGGUAACCAAGUUAAGGGAAACGAGGGCGACCGGAAUGGAGGAUUCGCUGUUGGAAAUACAUUUAUUAAUACCCACUACUAUUAUCCAUUAAAGUUCAAUAAUGCCAUGUAGAAAUUGCAUUUCAAGGUAGUUAACGUGACUCUAUCAAACUCACCUUUUUUUUUUUUUUUUUGAAUAGUCCAUAGCGACUCAUUAUUACCAUCUGUUGAGAGUAUAAAUCUCAAUUGGUCACUCCAUCCAUUAUGUUCUAUGAAAUGAUAUAUGUCAACAUUAUAGCAGGUUAUCCUAUAUGUGAAUGUCUCACAGCCACACGAGUUUCAUGUCAUCCAAUAUAAAUUGUUCAUGCGUAUGGCUUGAAAAUUCGCUGCAUGUGCGGAACCGUUUUGAGAGUAUGAAUUCCAUAAAAAAAAUGGAGACAUUGCAUAUGAGUUUAAAAAGAUUUGGGGCA
Messenger RNA from Rosa rugosa (rugosa rose), 1233 nucleotides. Its product is annotated as jacalin-related lectin 3-like. NCBI's taxonomy places the organism in Eukaryota, Viridiplantae, Streptophyta, Magnoliopsida, Rosales, Rosaceae. The record is from RefSeq and is a predicted model, not a curated record. The transcript is spliced from 3 exons. Gene Ontology annotation, molecular function: carbohydrate binding. The coding region runs from base 133 to 543 and encodes 136 amino acids.